AUGAAGGGAUUAAUUUUAGUCGGUGGUUACGGUACUCGUUUGAGACCUUUAACCUUAACAGUUCCAAAGCCAUUGGUUGAGUUUGGUAACAGACCAAUGAUUUUACACCAAAUCGAGGCUUUAGCUGCUGCUGGUGUUACUGAUAUCGUUUUGGCUGUUAACUACAGACCAGAGGUUAUGGUUUCCACUUUAAAGAAGUACGAAGAUGUCUACGGUGUCACCAUCACCUUCUCUGUUGAAGAUGAACCAUUGGGAACCGCUGGUCCAUUAAAGCUCGCUGAAAAGGUGUUGAAGAAGGACGAUACUCCAAUUUUCGUGUUGAACUCGGACGUUAUUUGUGAAUACCCAUUCAAGGAAUUAGCCGCCUUCCACAAGUACCACAAGGCCGAAGCUACCAUUGUCGCUACCAAGGUUGAUGAACCAUCCAAGUACGGUGUCAUUGUCCACGAUCCAUACACUCCUAACUUGAUCGACAGAUUCGUCGAAAAGCCAGUGGAAUUCGUUGGUAACAGAAUCAACGCCGGUUUAUAUAUCUUAAAUCCUUCAGUUAUUGAUUUAAUUGAAAUGAGACCAACCUCCAUUGAAAAGGAAACUUUCCCAAUCUUGGUUGAAAAGAAGCAAUUAUACUCCUUUGACUUGGAAGGUUACUGGAUGGAUGUCGGUCAACCAAAGGAUUUCCUUUCCGGAACUUGUUUGUACUUGACUGCUUUAACCAAGAAGUCCCCAGAAAAGUUAUGUAGCGAACCAUUCGUUACCGGUGGAAACGUCUUAAUCGACCCAAGUGCCAAGAUCCACCCUCUGGCUUUGAUUGGUCCAAAUGUUGUUAUUGGUCCAAACGUUGUUGUCGGAGAAGGUGCCAGAAUUCAAAGAUCCGUCUUAUUGGCCAACUCUCAAGUUAAGGACCACGCCUGGGUCAAAUCUACCAUUGUUGGUUGGAACUCCAGAAUUGGUAAGUGGGCCAGAACUGAAGGUUGUACCGUUUUAGGUGAUGACGUUGAAAUCAAGAACGAAAUCUACGUUAACGGUGCCAAGGUUUUACCACACAAGUCCAUUUCUGCCAAUGUUGAACAUGAAUCUAUUAUUAUGUAA
Dujonia railenensis is the source of this 1089-nucleotide messenger RNA. The record is from the annotation of a GenBank genome assembly. Lineage: Eukaryota; Fungi; Ascomycota; Pichiomycetes; Serinales; Debaryomycetaceae.